AUGUCCGUGGAGCGGAAGUGGCACGCGGACGGUUUCUCUCUGGAUGUCUCGCCUGUUGUAAACACCGUCAGUGGCUCACGCAUGAUACCCUCUGGCCUGGGCCUGGACGAGAUCCACUCGGCCGUGGCCGCCGAUUGCUUCGAGGUGUCAGCAGCUGGAAUGGACGAAGAUGGGAGGUUUCGACUGCCCCUCGGUGUAUCGGUAACGUUGGGGACGACAUCGCUGGAGGUGGCCUUCAAAGAUAAGGCCGGAAUGGAACGAAUCUUGCGAAGAGACUUCCUGUCGGAAGAGGAAGCUCCCAAAGUCGCCGUGUGGACAAAGUAA
Molecule: messenger RNA, 324 nt
Organism: Symbiodinium natans
Lineage: Eukaryota; Dinophyceae; Suessiales; Symbiodiniaceae
Source: the annotation of a GenBank genome assembly